UCAGGUAAAUACUGCCCUGCCGUAAAACUAUAAAGCCCAGCUUAAUCGAUCGUGAGCUGAAUGAAGCCUUUCUGCGAUUACUACUGACAUCUGCUCGUGGGUUGGACUUGGAGCGGAAGCGAGGAGCAUCUACCAAUUCCUCCGCUGUUUGUUGCGACGAACACCGGAGGUGGAGAAACCCUCGAUCGGCGCCGAUCGCAGGCCGACGGUGGCGAUGAGGCCUUACGUGAGAUCGAUCGACAUCAACGCCCUCGCUCAGAGGGUGGAAGUCGACAACCGCAUCUCCCUUCCCUUCUACUUUCGCAUCGCCGAUAAUCUCCUCAAGCAGGCUAGAAUUUAUAGGGAGGAGAAAAAUAUCAUUGAUUUGUACAUCAUACUUCUCAGAUAUUCAAGCCUGUUGUGUGAGACAAUUCCCUGCCACCAUGAAUAUCAGGCACUUCCUCUUGCGUUUAAGGAGAAAUUGUUAGCUGUAAUGAAUGAACUAGAAUCGCUAAAGCCAGAAGUUCAACGCCGAGUUGAUGAACUUAACCGUGAGCAUAUGAUACUAAAUUCUAGUCAGAAAAGGAUCUCCACUAGUUCAGCUCCGGCUAAGACACAAAUCCUCUCUAAUUCACACAUUGAGCAGAUGCCUGUAAGUAAUACAUCUUUGUCCUCAUGGAGGCCUUCUAACAAUAAGAUUCAAAUUGUGUCGCCAAACAACUUGCAGACAGAGAGAUCAUUUCAGAAAAUAUCCCUUGGCCUACUUCAUCCAAAAGAAGAAACCUUAUCUAGGCACUCCAUUUUAGGGUCUAAUGGGCUUUGGGGUCCCAAUUCAAGACCAAUUACUGGUAGAAGGGUCCAGUAUCCAAGCAAUUCUGAGUUAAUUCAAGAUGCAAGUUCAAGGCUGAUUCAAGAUGUGCAAUCCAGUUCAGCUGUGAUAAAUGAGGGCGAUUCUAGAAAGAACAAUUAUGAUCUGGACUCAGUUCUGUCCCUUGAUGAUGGUAGAUGGUCUAUUGCUGUAGAGGAAUCUGAUUCUAUUAUCAAAACCGCAGCUCAGGAAGAUUUUGCUCAUUUGAACAUAAGGCAACCAUCUCCUCCUCCAGUUCUAGCCGAAGUGCAACCUCAGUUGUUUGCAAUUCCCCCAUCCAGAGUUGCUGAUCCAAGACCAGGCCCUGCAAAUCCUUCACAAGAAGGAACAAAGUCUUUUCAACAUAUGCAUGUUCCAGUAAAGAUGAUGGAAUCAUUUUUGCGGCUAGCGGAAAAGAAUACUUUCAAGAACUUGGAAACCUGUGGAAUUCUUGCAGGUGCAUUGAAAAAUAGGAUGUUUUAUGUGACCACCUUAAUAAUCCCAAAGCAAGAAUCAACAUCUGAUUCGUGCCAAACUACUGAUGAAGAAGAAAUAUUUAAUGUCCAAGACAAGCUCUCUCUGUUUCCUCUUGGGUGGAUUCAUACUCACCCAACGCAGACAUGUUUCAUGUCAUCAAUUGAUCUCCAUACUCAUUAUUCAUAUCAGAUUAUGUUACCAGAAGCAAUUGCAAUUGUUAUGGCGCCAACAGAUACAUCAAGAACACAUGGUAUAUUCCAUUUGACAGAUCCAACAGGUGUUAAUCUGAUACGCAAUUGUCAAGAACGCGGAUUCCACCCACACGAGGAGCCUCUUGAUGGCACUCCUAUUUACGAACACAGCUCUCAUGUUUACAUGAAUACCAAUAUGAAAUUUGAUGUCAUCGAUCUUCGUAGCUUGUGAUUCAAGCAUUUUGCGGAAGUGUGUCCAACUCACUGGAGAGAUCUUAGAAGCAACAUUCUGUUUAUACUCCGGCAAUUUGCUUGAUCCAUCCACGUACCUAUCCAUGCUCAAAUUCCAACUGAUAUCCUCAUGUCAUAUGUUCAUGUUACCCUAUUUAUCGAAGCAUGUAUCCAAUUGUGAGCGACGAGUGUUAAACCCAAGGGAGGCACCUUGUAUCUCUUUGCUUUGGGUGUUACCUUGUUUAGCAUUCGCGUAUAUGUCAUUCCUCCAACACUUGGAACCGAAAAAAAAAAUGAGCUUCUAAUGGUUGCAAUGGAUGUUGUGGCUAACGGCAGUGAUUUUUAUCUGGGAGUGGUGGUGAUGAUUGGAUAUAUUAUUUUGUUAUUAAAGAUGAUUAAAGUUGUGACCAAUAUCUGCGUGGAACCUUCCAGUUUUAUUAAAUCACAUUAUUUUUAAUGUGUAUUAAAUGUGUAAAGAAUAAUUUUCAGUUUUACUAGCAUGCCAAGUCCAUUAGUAAUUCUAAGUUUAGAAUGCAUAUGGAUUUGGUUUUUUACAUUGUGAUCUCUUUGGCUCCAUUUUAUUGUAACGUGGGCACAUGUUGAUUCCUUCACUCCAGACGUUUUUUAUUGUUGGCCUCAUAAUGAAAUGAAGGCAGUAAAUUAUUAUGAUCCA
Messenger RNA from Zingiber officinale, 2398 nucleotides. RefSeq names its product AMSH-like ubiquitin thioesterase 3. NCBI's taxonomy places the organism in Eukaryota, Viridiplantae, Streptophyta, Magnoliopsida, Zingiberales, Zingiberaceae. Gene Ontology annotation, cellular component: endosome; membrane. Gene Ontology annotation, molecular function: protein binding; K63-linked deubiquitinase activity; metal-dependent deubiquitinase activity. The transcript is spliced from 14 exons. The record is from RefSeq and is a predicted model, not a curated record. Gene Ontology annotation, biological process: protein K63-linked deubiquitination; protein K48-linked deubiquitination. The coding region runs from base 215 to 1726 and encodes 503 amino acids.